GCUGCGCCACUGCGAGCGCGGAAUCAAGGCGCUUCGCGCAGCGCCUGCUCGCUCAUCCAUCCUUCUCCGGGGCUGGGAGUCGUUUCCGCUGCCCGGAGUCACGUGCAGCUGGGGAUUAAAGCCUCCUCGGCGCCGCUGCAGCUUCGGGGAUGGAGUCUGCGGGCCGGAGUCGAGUCGGGAUCCCGCAACCGCCCGGAGUGCAGGAGCAACCAGACUCCGCAGCCGCGCAACCGCCGCGCAGCUUAGCCGGAGCCGCGCCCGACGCCGCGAUGGGAGACUCGGCGCAGGAGGAGGUGACCCGCCCAAGACUGGUUCUUGCGCGACCGUGGCGAGGGGAGGAGAGGGGAGGUCUCCGCUUGGAGGGGCUACAUCUUCCACGUUGCUCUGCUGGUCCCCCUGCAGGCCCAGCCCAAGCCUGCGCAACUCUCUCUCCCCCUUUCCCCCAUGGCUGCUUUGCUACUGCAAAUGUUUCCACGGGCCCCCACUUUUUGGAAACGAGAGAUUCCUUUGCAUCGCGCCUGCUUGCACCAAACACCAGCUGCUCUAGCAAGUGGUUAUUUUUCUUGGGGUGUCGCGUGAGUUAAGGGGAAGAGUUUGCCCACUUCUGCAGCUGUGCCUCUGGACAGCUAGUUGUGUGGCAUCUUCAGCAACUUUCCUUCAGCUCCAUGGCGUACAAAAGCUUCUCCUGCGUAAAGGGGCGUUUGGGUGGGCAGGAAGGCACGCGUGCAAACUUAAGAGGUUGGCAGAGACUGUUGCUCUGCUGGCCUGGCUGCUGCUUCUCGGCCAAUGUGCCGAGAGCCUUUAAAAAAAAAAAAAGCUGAGCGAGGCGUUUUCGUCGCAUUCCUUGGCAAAGGCGAGAUCCGUUAUACAGGCAGAGACACAGCAGCUGCUGCCUGGGGUGGAGCAAUUCAAGGGGUACCUGCGGUAUCCUGCAAGCAAAGGUGUGUCUUGCUGGGAUGACUGGUGCCUUAUCGACACCAAUCGAGAGUCAGCCCAGAAGGCAAUCUGGCCUCUGAUUUUCCCAUCACAGUCCAACUUAGGAUGGCGGUUCUGUUUCAGAGGCUGUGUACAGUACAUAUUAUGGGCUGGAAAUGCAGUUUGUUGUUGUUUGUUGUUUGUUGUUUAGUCGUUUAGUCGGGUCUGACUCUUCGUGACUCCCUGGACCAGAGCACGCCAGGCACUCCUGUCUUCCACUGCCUCCCGCAGUUUGGUCAAACUCAUGCUGGUAGCUUCGAGAACACCGUCCAACCAUCUCGUCCUCUGUCAUCCCCUUCUCCUUGUGCCCUCCAUCUUUCCCAACAUCAGGGUCUUUUCCAGGGAGCCUUCUCUUCUCCAAAGUAUUGGAGCCUCAGCUUCAGGAUCUGUCCUUCCAGUGAGCACUCAGGGCUGAUUUCCUUCAGAAUGGAUAGGUUUGAUCUUCUUGCAGUCCAUGGGACUCUCAAGAGUCUCCUCCAGCACCAUAAUUCAAAAGCAUAAAUUCUUCGGCGAUCAGCUUUCUUUAUGGUCCGGCUCUCACUUCCAAACAUCGCUACUGGAAAUGCAGUUAGGUUGUUCUUUUUCUCAAUUUGGAUCAAAACUGGGUCUUUUAAGUGGGGCGAGAAUGCAAAAGUUCAUAAGAAACAACCGGACGGAAUUGGAUUGCGGCUAACGUCGUGCAUGCACUGCUUCCCAAACCAGAGUAUGGCUGCAGAGUAAAUGGGCUUGUGCGCACAGCCUUGGUAGCUUCAUUAUAGAGAGUCAGACCAUUGGCCCAUCUGUUCAUCCAGCUCAAUAUUGUCUGCACUGGAUGGGGGGCUGCUAUCUGGGGUUUCAUAUGGGGGAACAUUCUCAGCCCUCGCUGGAGAUGUCUGGGGUUGAACAUUGGGAACUUCUACCUGCAAAACUGCCACUGAGCCACAGCCAUUCCCAACAGCUGAUGGAAAGACUUGAUUCAUAAAGGCAAUAGGUGUUCCUCUUCUCACAUUAUUUAAUGGUGAUCAAUGCAUUAGAUUUCCAACCCCGUUUUGCUUGACAUACAGUGGUACCUCGGGUUACAUACGCUUCAGGUUACAUACGCUUCAGGUUACAUACGCUUCAGGUUACAGACUCCGCUAACCCAGAAAUAGUACCUCGGGUUAAGAACCUUGCUUCAGGAUGAGAACAGAAAUCGCGCGGCGGAGGCGGGAGGCCCCAUUAGCUAAAGUGGUACCUCAGGUUAAGAACAGUUUCAGGUUAAGUACGGACCUCCGGAACGAAUUAAGUACUUAACCCGAGGUACCACUGUACUUGGGCUGUGCCCAAGUUCUGCUCGAAAGAGGAAACUCUAUGAAUUUAGAUCAACUAGAUUGGCUUCUUGGCCAUAUCCUUACUGUUAUCAAAAUGAACAUAAGAGCAUCCCUGCUGGUUCAGGCCAGGAUCCUGUCCUCUCUGUAGUCAGCCAGAUGCCCAUGGGAAACCUGAAAGCAGGAACUGAACACAGGUGCAUCUCCCUUCCUGCAGUUUCCAGCAACAGGCAUCCGUAGGAUGAAUACUCUCACACAGAAGAGGACUCUGGCAAAGCAGUUUCUCCUGUGACUUGAGGUGUCCCUCCUGAUGGAGAAAGCAAGGUUGUUUUCCACAAACCAUUGCAAGGAGAGCCUACUUGGGGCUUCCCUUACCAGGUUUCAGAGGUGCUUGUUAGAUGCACCCCAUCCUUAAUAAAAUCUUAGGUGGAAGCUGUAACUUCAGCCCAGGCAGGAUCAUGCCAGCUGGAUCAAGGGGCUGGAGCAGCUCCACUAUGGAGAAAGGCUGUAGCCCGUGCAGCUUUUUAGUUUAAAUAAAUGUCUUUAAAGUCUACCUGCUUUUUAGUUUAGAGCAGAUGCACCAGGUUGUGCCCGACGUUGUGGAGCCAUCGUGCUUGUGUGACCCAGUAUACCUGAAGGAGCGUCUCCACCCCCAUCGUUCUGCCCAGACACUGAGGUCCAGCGCCGAGGGCCUUCUGGCGGUUCCCUCACUGCGAGAAGCAAAGCUACAGGGAACCAGGCAGAGGGCCUUCUUGGUAGUGGCGCCCACCCUGUGGAACACCCUACCAUCAGAUGUCAAAGCGAUAAACAACUACCUGACAUUCAGAAGACAUCUUAAGGCAGCCCUGUUCAGGGAAGUUUUUAAUGUGUGACAUUUUAGUGUAUUUUUGGUCUCUGUGGAAGCCACCCAGAGUGGCUAGGGAAACCCAGCCAGAUAGGCGGGGUACAAAUAAUAAAUUAUUAUUAUUAUUAUUAUUAUUAUUCAAGCACACAAUGAUGUCCCUGUGUGUUGGGAAGAAGCCGAGAGGAUCGCUUUAAAGAAGGAUUAUACAAAUUCAUGGAGCAGAAGCCUCUUAGGGGCUACUUCCAUGGUAUGUGUGUGGAGGGGGGAGAUUCCCACAGUGGUGUUGCAUGUCUGAGGUGCUUAUAGGUGGUGGGUGUGGUCUAAACCACUGAGCCUCUUGGGUUUGCCAAUCGGAAGGUCGGCAGUUCGGAUUGGUGUGACAGGGUGAGCUUCCGUUUCUGUGUCCCAGCUCCUGCCAACCUAGCAGUUCGAAAGCACGGCAGUGCAAGUAGAUAAAUAGGUACCGCUGUGGCAGGAAGGUAAAAGGCAUUUCUGUGCCCUCUGGUUUCCAUCACAGUGUCCCGUUGUGCCAGAAGCGGUUUAGUCCUGCUGGCCACAUGACCUGGAAAAGCUGUCUGUGGACAGACGCUGGCUCCCUCAGCCUGAAAGCAAGAUGAACUGGACUUUGACUGCACUUUGACUGGACUUAACCGUCCGGGUCCUUUACCUUUACCUUUUACCCUUUUUUAAAGGAAGAUAGGGGACUGCCUUAUAUGGAGUCAGACCAUUGGUCCAUCUAGCUUAGAACUCUCUACACUGCCUGGCCACAAGUCUCUAUGGUUCCUGGCAGUGGUCUCUCACAGACCUUCUUGAAGAUGCUGGAGAUCAAACUUGGGGCGUUUUGCAUGCAAAACAGAUGCUCUACUAUUCAGCUAUGGCUCUACUCCAAUAAACUUUACACAAGAGGCCCCAGAAGGGUAGUGCAACUGCUGGGAUGGUCCCAGAGUCCUGCCCACUUGUCCUCUGCAAACUUCAGAGGGUGGCUGGGGCAUCUGGGUGUUGCAUGUUGCGUCAGAGGCAUGACACACCUGUAAGGAGGAUACCACCAGCUCCAACUUUAGGAGAAAGGAUGACAUUCAUUAUUCCUGCCAGAGGGGAGCACUCAUUGCAAUGACGAAUGUUGCAGUGGACCCCUGACUUUGAUAUUUGCCACACUGGAGAUCAAAAUGAGGUUUCUUUAAAGGGGGCGGGGCUUCACGGCUUGGCUUUAAAGGAGUGUUUAAAAAAAUUAUCUGUGCAAGAACGGGCAGCUUUGUAACCUAAGUAGGGACACUGUGGGAGUUGUUUUAGUUCAGCCCGCCAACAUUCGGGGUCACAUUGGGACAUACGAAAUGUCACUUUUGUUGCAACAAUGCUGAAGUCUCUAUCCGACUCGACUGUGGCUUGUCUCAGAGCAAGUAUUUUGGAGUGCUUGGCCUUCACAAUGUUGCAAGCCCAGAGCAACCUCAUUGUCUGGCUUGACAUGUAGCCAAAGCUCUUCUCUGUGGAAGUUGUGCUCAAAUUAUAAGCGUCAUUGCCAAAGGAUACGGGGAGACCAGUGAGAGGGGUGUGGAGGAAGCAGAUUGUUGUAUGGUAUUAUGGAAAGCAAAAUUGCCCAUCUUCUUUUAAGGUGUACAAUGUACUAGAUUUCUUUUAAGGUGUACAACAUACUGGAUUCCCCCUGCCCCCUUUGAUCUUAGUCAGAAGAGCCGUAAUCAAGUAAUCUGUUAUGCUUGGAACAAGCUGUUUCUUGUGAGACGACUACUACUUAAAAUUUUUAAACAGUUAACCAUUGCAUUUUAAUAGCCAAACAGUCCACUUGAACUAAACCUUUGACAGUGUUCUGAAUUGCAUAGCUCUUGCUGACAGAUGGACGUACAUUCUGCCACUCGAUGUCUUACUCUGCAGUGGUCUGCAGGCCGUGAUCCGAGUGACGUGGCAAACAAUGCCAGGCUGUGUGUGCGCACACAUUGUGGACUACUAAAAGGCUGGAGAUCUUUUCUCUUGUCCUAUAGCCCUGCAGCCAGACCCUGUGUAUACUGGCUUGCAAAUUAGUCUUUAAGCAGUGGGAGUACUGAGCAUGUUAGCAAAAUCCUUUCUAUGCACUGUUGUAUAAGGACAUACAAUUUCUAUGCGCUGUUGUAUAAGGACUUACAAUUGGCUACAUUCCAGCCAGGGAUGUGGGUGGUGCUGUGGGUUAAACCACAGAGCCUAGGACUUGCCGAUCAGAAGGUCGGCGGUUUGAAUCCCCGUGACAGGGUGAGUUCCCGUUGUUCGGUCCCAGCUCCUGCCAACAUAGCAGUUCGAAAGCACAUCCAAGUGCAAGUAUAUAAAUAGGUACCGCUCCAGUGGGAAGGUAAAUGGCGUUUCUGUGCGCUGCUCUGGUUCACCAGAAGUGCCUUAGUCAUGCUGGCCACAUGACCCGGAAGCUGUACGCAGGCUCCCUCGGCCAAUAAAGCGAGAUGAGCGCUGCAACCCCAGAGUUGUCCACGACUGGACCUAAUGGUCAGGGGUCCCUUUACCUUUACCUUACAUUCCAGCCACGUGAAAGCUAUAGGUUUCUGUUCCACAUGGAACAUGUGCAUGCAUCUCUUUGAAAAUACUCCAUGCAGGCAAGCAGGAGGCAUUAUUCCAGUUGAAGAAAACAGACAGACAUAAGUGGCUGGUCAGAGACGGGCAUGCGCAGGUGCCGUGCUAACUUCCCAGAAGGUGGGAUGCUGUUGCUUACUAGGGAAUGGUGAGUUCAGCACAGCACUAACACCAGAUCAGUUCUGCUGGUAAGAACAUAAGGAGAGUCUGCAGAAUCAGGCCAAUGGCUCAUCUAGUCACAAGAGAGCUCUCCCUGUUUUUAGCAACUGACAUUCAGGACAUGGCUGCCCCCGACAGUGGAAGCCAAGCAUAGCCACAAUGACUAGUAGCCACUUAUAACCUUUGGUUAUGGGUAGGAGAGAAUAUAUUAAUUGCAGUUUAUUCCUCCAGAUGCUCAUGCAUGUGGGAUAAACAGAGGUUCAAAAUCCCAUCCUUGGCAGCAAAAUUAAAAGCAUAGGAUUUAGGCUGUCAAACCUUGUUUUGAGCAAGUCCAUCUAUGAAGUCAUCUGGCUUUCCCCUUCUUAACCAGCUCAACAAAGAAUUGGGCAGCAGCUUGUGAAUUAAGUCUGAGUGUAGAGCCGUCAAAGUGCAGCCGUGUUGAAAAUGUAUUCCCUCUUUACAGCAGAGUCUUCUCCUGGCAGCAGCGUAUGUGUAUGAUGCCCAGUACAAUAGGAACAUCCCCUUUGAUACCUCUCCACGGGCAGUCAGGUAAGUGCAUGGUUUGGGGGCGUCAUGCUGAACACUCUGAUGCACACUGCAAAAAGUGUGUAAGGUUGCUGAAAUGUGAGAGUGCCUUGGCUUCAUUAAUUUUUCAGGCUGUGUGUGUGUGUGUUGUGUUUGAGAUUAAAUAAUAAUAAUAAUUAUUUAUUAUUUAUACCCCACCCAUCUGGCUGGGUUUCCCCAGCCACUCUGGGCGGCUUCUAACAAAAUAUUAAAAUACAAUAGUCUAUUAAACAUUAAAAGCUGCCUUCAGAUGUCUUCUAAAAGUCUGGUAGUUAUUUUUCUCUUUGACAUCUGGUGGGAGGGCGUUCCACAGGGCGGGUGCCACUACCAAGAAGGCCCUCUCCCUGGUUCCCUGUAACUUGGCUUCUCGCAGCAAGGGAACCGCCAGAAGGCCCUCGGCACUGGACCUCAGUGUCCGGGCAGAAUGAUGGGGGUGGAGAUGCUCUUUCAGGUAUACUGGACCGAGGCCGUUUAGGGCUUUGAAGGUCAGCACCAACACUUUGAAUUGUGCUUGGAAACGUAAUAUUAAACCUUGCGCAGUAGCGUAGGUAGCCAGGGGCGAGGGGUGGUCUGCACCGGAUGGGGGGGCAGCAUGGGAGUCUUAAGUGUGGCAUGGUGGCUGCUAUGCGGGGGUUGGGAUUCUGGGCGGCAGGUGAGCUUGUGGGCGGCACGUCAGUUCCUUGGCUUUUAGGGUGCUGCAGGAGGAUAGAGCCACUUCCUGUCCCAAAAUCGGCCGUUGCCCUAAAAAAGCCAGGUCAUGGUGGUACAGUGGUACCUCGGGUUACAGACGCUUCAAGUUACAGACGACGCUUCAGGUUACAGAUGACGCUUCAGGUUACAGACACUGCUAACCCAGAAAUAGUACCUCGGGUUAAGAAUUUUACCUCAGGAUGAAAACAGAAUUCGCACGCCAGCAGUGUGGCAGCAACAGGAGGUCCCAUUAGCUAAAGUGGUACCUCAGGUUAAGAACAGUUUCAGGUUAAGAACGGACCUCCAGAAUGAAUUAAGUUCUUAACCCGAGGUACCACUAUACAAGCUACGUGGAAUGAAGAUGAGGCCUGUGGUGCUGUGGUUGUCUCAAAAAGUGUAUUUUUGGGGUUCUGGCACAAAUGUGGCUAAUAUGGCAUGAUGCUGUUUUUGAGCAAGGUUGAUACUGAAGAUUCGUCUUGUUGUUGGUUUUCUCCAGAAUGAGGCUUUAUGAUUCCUCUAGCAGCCUUGUUCCCAGCACUGCUCAAGAAUUUUCAGAAACAAACAGAAGUGCAGUGUUGACAUUGGUUGGAUAAAAUUCAGUGUACUUUUGAAAGGUUAGGCCCGCCGUCCCGAUUCAAAACGGCAUUCGAUUGUAUCCAAGCAUAGAAGAAAAGUGGCUCUUUGAGCUCAGAAACCAUCAUGCAAAAUUUGGAUAUUUUAUGUGUAUCUUAUGUAUCUUAUGUGGUGUCCAACGGCAUAGCAACAGACAGAUAACUUCUUUUAUUUCUCCAAUAGAUUUUAUUAAAGUUCGAAAAAAGUUAUCAAAGGUGGAUGUUGGAUACCCAAGAAAUGAAUCUAAAUAAAAACACAAACUCAAAAGAGGAAAAGAAAAAAGGGGAAAGAAAGAAAAAGGGGGGGGGGAGAGAAAAGAAUAUAACUUCUGAUUCUUCCUCUGUCAGCUAUAUAUAGAAAAUUAUUCCCAACAUCCACUCCAGGAUAAUACCCAAUAAUUCCACUUUCUAUAAACCAAUAUUUUCUUCAAUCCUCAAAUCCAGAUAUCACAAGUUCAAUGUCUUUUUCACACAAAAAUUCUAUAAGGAAUUUCCAGUCAACAAUGAUAAUUAUUUUCCAAAAUAUAGCAGAAAAUACCCAGCAUUGCUCAGGAAUGCUGAGAAACCAAAAAAAAUACUGAGAUUUAUAAAUGGGUAGUAUAAUGUGUUGGUUUCUAGGGCUGCGCUUUACAGUUCGCCAGCAACUUUUGAUCCUUGUAUGUUUUAAAGCCCCAGCUUUCAGUGACUGCAAGUUUUAUUCAAUCAUUUCAAAUACUGUGUUUUGAUGCAGUAACCUGCUCUGGGAUCCUCGGGGAGAGGGGCUUAGAAAUAAAUGAAUAAUAACAUCUUAGAGGGAGGUCCUGGUGGUUUAGAGCAGGCUUUAAAUAUUCUCCCUGCUGUUGCCGCCACAACAACUGCGCUUGCUGGAGCUAGAGAUCAUUUUCCUACCAAGGUUCUCAGUUGCUUUUCCGACUUCUCUUCGCAGACUUUACUAUCUGUAUAACCACUGGACUAUGCAAGCAGCUACCUACUUCUUUAUAUUUGUAGACCUCGCCCUUGCGCUGUUUGAAGAGCCAGCUGUGUACCUGUUGCCUUUCUUGGUAAGCUUUCAUCAUAAUAAUAAUAAUAGAGAGCCAGUGUGGUGUAGUGGUUAAGAGCGGUAGUCUCGUAAUCUGGGGAACCGGGUUCGCGUCUCUGCUCCUCCACAUGCAGCUGCUGGGUGACCUUGGGCCAGUCACACUUCUCUGAAGUCUCUCAGCCCCACUCACCUCACAGAGUGUUUGUUGUGGGGGAGGAAGGGAAAGGAGAAUGUUAGCCGCUUUGAGACUCCUUAAAGGGAGUGAAAGGCAGGAUAUCAAAUCCAAACUCUUCUUCUUCUUCUUCUUCUAAUAAUAAUAAUAAUAAUAAUAAUAAUUUAUUAUUUAUACCCUGCCCAUCUGGCUGGGCUUCCCCAGCCACUCUGGGCGGCUUCCAAAAAAAUAUUAAAAUACUAUAAUACAUCAAACAUUAAAAGCUUCCCUAAACAGGGCUGCCUUCAGAUGUCUUCUAAAAGUCUGGUAGUUGUUGUUCUCUUUGACAUCUGGUGGGAGGGCGUUCCACAGGGCGGGUGCCACUACCGAGAAGGCCCUCUGCCUGGUUCCCUGUAACUUGGCUUCUCGCAGUGAGGGAACUGCCAGAAGGCCCUCGGCGCUGGACCUCAGUGUCCAGGUAGAACGAUGGGGGUGGAGACGCUCCUUUCAGGCAAAUUGGGAUGGCUAAUAAUUCCAUCCUGAUGUUGGAGGCUCAAUAAAGUGUGUGUGUGUGUGUGUGUGUGUAAGUGUGUGUGUGCCUUAAUCUAGAAUGAUUAACUUUGGCACAAUUCUGCAUAUAAGAAACUUUUCUCUCUCUCUCUCUCUCUUUAAUAAUAAUAAUAAAUUUUAUUUAUACCCUGACCUCCCCGGCCAGAGCUGGGCUCAGGGCGGCUAACACCAGUAUAAUUACAGUAAAAACGUAAUGGGGGGGGACCAAUUUAAAAUGCAAUUUAAAAUGCAGCCUCAUUUUAAAAGUAGCCCAUAGAUCAAAACCAUAAGGGGAGGGAAACAUAAGGGUCAGACUGAGUCCAAACCAAAGGCCAGGCGGAACAGCUCUGUCUUGCAGGCCCUGUGGAAAGAUGUCAAGUCCCGUAGGGCCCUAGUCUCUUGUGACAGAGCGUUCCACCAAGUCGGGGCCAGUACUGAAAAGGCCCUGCAUUAAGAAAUACUUUUUUAUGUGUCCCGAAUCUUCUGACAUUUCAGCUUUACUGAUUGGGCUGGGGAAGCCCAGCCAGUGUUAUGAGAGAGGAAGGAGAACUUUCCCCACUUUUUCCAUUCCACGCCCAAUUUUAUAAACGUCUUAUCAUGUCACCUCUCACUCCCCUUUUCUCCACUAGGGUUUCCCAAACUUGGGUCUCCAGUGGUUUUUUGGACUACAACUCCCAUCAUCCCUAGCUAGCAAGAGUAGUGGACAGGGAUGAUGGGAGUCGUAGUCCUAAAACAGCUGGAGACCCAAGUUUGGGAAACCCUGCUCCAAACUAAAAAGUCCCAAAGGCCACCACCUUUCUUCCUAAAGGAGUUGCUCCACCCCCUUGGAUCAUUUGGGUGGCUCUUUUCAAAACCCUUUCCCCACUGUCCUAGGCAAGCCUUCUACCAUUUAAUCCCUCCUGUCUGGAAACCGUCUGCAAAAUAUGCAGGGCAAAAUAUCCAGACUUCUGCACUGGGUUAAUUAAUUCUCAAAAUACUUCAUCAUGCUUGUGAACUUUAAUAGCUUCCCACCUAAUUAAAAUGUCCUGCUUUUGCAUCGAAGUCUGCAUAUACAGUGGUACCUCGGGUUACAUACGCUUCAGGUUACAGACGCUUCAGGUUACAGACUCCGCUAACCCACAAAUAUUACCUCAGGUUAAGAACUUUGCUUCAGGAUGAGAACAGAAAUCGUGCAGCGACGGCGCAGCAGCAGCAGCGGGAGGCCCCAUUAGCUAAAGUGGUGCUUCAGGUUAAGAACAGUUUCAGGUUAAGAACAGACCUCCAGAACCAAUUAAGUUCUUAACCUGAGGUACCACUGUAUUGUGUUACCCACGGAAGCUUAUAAAAGGCCAACAGUGUGGAAAAAAUGCAGCACUCGAUCUGCAUAAUUCCAUAUUAGUUUGUAUUAACGUGAUCUAUUUUAGGAAAGUAUCUUGCUCAAGUUUUAUUUAAGGAACAAGGUGACAAAAUCUUGCCAAAUGGGAAUUGUGUUAAUUCUGUCCUCUGACCUGCUUCCAUAUGUACAGCCUCUGUUCUCCCUGAGAAUGGCAUGUUGCUAUUUUUUCACUCUCUGCCCUAAAAAAAUAAAUAAAUCUCAAAGCAAAUUACCAAAUUAAAAAACCCCUAAAACACACUAUCUAUCUAUCUAUCUAUCUAUCAAUAAACUGCACACACACACGGAAAACAGAUCCAGCUCCACCCCACUAAAAGUUAAGCAGAUGAAUAGGAUCCAAAGACCUGGGUGAAAAAAAGAAAAAGAAAAUAUUAUUAUGAUUAUUCCAAACAUGCAUUCAGUUUAUUAGCUGCUGUUUUCCUGCCGCAGCAGGAACCAACAUGGUUCAUUGAUUUGGGUAAAGGGGAUAUGUGUUGGCAUUUACCAUCCAAAAUGUUGGCUGUAAUUCCUUUUUUGCCUGUUGACAUAUAUGGGUUUUUAUAAAGAAUUACCGUAUUUUUUGCCCUAUAGGACGCCCUUUUUCCCCUCCUAAAAUGAAGGGGAAAUGUGUGUGCGUCCUAUGGGGCGAAUGCAGGCUUUCGCUGAAGCCUGGAGAGCGAGAGGGGUCGGUGCGCACCAACCCCUCUCACUCUCCAGGCUUCAGGAAGCUCUCCGCAAGCCUUGGGAGCCCGCUGGAGUUCCCGUCGGGCUCCCUAGGCUUGCGGAUAGCAGCCUGCAUCUCGAAGCCUGGGGCGCGCUGCACAGCGCACCCCGGGCUUCGGUUCCCCAAGCUGGUUUGGAGGCUCGCGGUGGGAAGAAGCGUGUUUCUCCCUGCCGCCAGCCCCACAAGCUUGGGGGACAGUGGGGAGGCGGAGCGCCGCCAUCCCACUGUUCCCCAACCUGGUUUGGGUUUCAGGCAGAUAUCCGCAAGCCGUGGGAGCCCGUCUCCCGUCUCCCAAGGCUUGCUGAGAGCUGCCUGUUCUGGAGGCUGGGGUCGGGGGAAGCUCGGGCAUCCCUGGCCCCAGCCCCGUGCCUGGGGGAGGGGAUUUUUUUUCUUUAUUUCCCCCCCCCCCCAACUAGGUGCGUCCUAUGGGCCGGUGCGCCCUAUGGGGCGAAAAAUACGGUAGCUAGACGUGUCCUACUGCAACUGCCAGUGGUUAGCAAUAGCAGUAAAAGGAACCUGCAUGCUUUUGACAGUGGGCUUGUGGAGACAACCACUGGGCUGAUCCCCAUCGUUUCCUGUUUGCCACUUUCCCAAGGGGAAACUGUUGAGUCAAACCUCACUCAGACCCAGCAUGUCUGUUCCAACCUAGUUGUUUUGUUUGUUAAAAGCCCAUCUCCUUUUAAGCUGCUGAUUUUUCCAUUCCAACAGGUUACCUCGCUGACCGAAGUCUUAUGCCUUCUGGUUUUCUUCGGAAGGCUCUUCCAUUUUGCGCAAGUCACUCCUCGCGACGUGUUCUGGAAGGAUACAAAGAACAUCUGCAUCAUGAUAACCAUCCUGGUCAGUUGUAGCUCAUGGCUCCUUCUGCGAGUCAUGGAAGGAGCAGUAGCUUAGCGGACUGUUCUUCUGAAUGGCACCGCCUUCCGCUGCUCCUGAGGUAGCAAUGCCAUGCUCAGUCUAGCCUGCAGUGUCGCUAGAUGUUGUUAAACUCACGCUAUUCUGCUUGUACAAUUUCAUACUCCUCCAGAGUAUUGCGUAGCCAUGAUGCCUGCACCAAAACCACAUUUCAGUGCAGAAACUUGGGUCCAGGGUACCUUAAGAAUCUCCUGGACCUUCAUAUUCCAGCUGAGAGCAUCUGAAGGAGCAUCUGUGGUCAUUCCCUGAGUUAGUGAGGCUCGUUUGACAACAACGAGAAAGUGAGCUUCUAGUGUCAUUGGCCCAGUCCUGUGGAACUCCCUGCCAAUAGAGAUUCAGCAGGCGCCAUCUGUGCCGACUUUUAAAUGGCUGCUGAAAACUUUCCUAUUCCACCAGGCAAUUAAAAAUACAUCACCCACAAUGGUCAAAUGAUGUUCUGUUUUUAAUUUAUUUUGCUUUUACCUUUAUUUUAUUGUCCAUCGCUGUAAACAUCUGCAAUAUGUUUUUAUGAUACAGCGGUGUAUGUAAAUAUUUUUAAUAAACACAGUCUGUGGGAAUGUUCUGGGGUGCAGGAGAGGAUAUAUUGACUAAUUAUAUCCUUAUCCAACUUGUGCUAACAAGUUCCCAAAAUAUCAGCAGAGUUUAUAGACAUUCCCCUUUAAGUUCGCAACGGUAACGUGUGCACAGGUUCGCUAGAACCUCUAUAAUAAUUACUCUGGUAAUUUCCCUUUGUUCCCUCUUAAAAUACAAGACACAACACAGUCUUUAUAAAAGUAUAAAAGAGUUUACUCACGUUCUGUUCACAAUAUAAUCCCAGAAGGCAGACAGCUUAAAAAGGUUACAUACAUUCAGAAUCUAUCUUGUAGCAAGAUAGUCCUUAUCUCCUCUCUUGGCUGGGAGCCAAGAGGGCAUCCUUAGAUGUUUCCUCAUCGAAGAAAAAUGGCAGAGAGAGAGAGAGAUGGCUGCCUGCCCUGUGCUUUUGUCAUUACCUGCACAGGUGAGGCCACACCCACCUCUGGUCACAUGCGGAGGAAGUCCAUCCCCAGGAAGUUUACCUGCUUGCUGGACAGACAUCGCUCCCCAUGUUCUAACAUGUACACUCUAGGAAUGUUGUCAUUGACUGCUCCUGUGUUUACAUCCCACACAGUCGUACCUUGGAAGUCAAAUGGAAUUUGUUCCAGAAGUCUCUUCGACUUCCAAAAUGUUGGAAAACCAAAGUGCGGCUUCUGAUUGGCUGUAGGAAGCUCCUGCAGCCAAUGGGAAGCCGCGGAAGCCCUGUCGGACAUUUGGGUUCCAAAAGAACGUUCGAAAACCGGAACAGUCACUUCCAGAUUCCGAUCAUUUGGGAGCCAAAACGUUCAAGAACUAGGCUGUUCGAAAACCAAGGUACAACUGUAAAUAAAUAAACCUAGCAUCUUUUGUUCUGUAUAAGUGGAGCCAAUCCACAUCUCCUCUGGCUGUUCAUUUGUAGCAGACAGAAGUAAGAAUUGGCUUCUAGAGCCCUUCAUUCCUCCCACGGGCUCCUCUAAUUACAAUCUUGUUUGAUUGGAUUGGACCACUGCUCCUUGAAUUUCAGAGGUUCCUUCUCUCCUCACUUCUCCCCUUACCCAGAUGACUUUGGUUGACCUGAUUGUCUUCGGAGCUCUUAGAAUCUCAAGCAUACGUGGCGUCCGGUGGUCAAGGCCCUUGAGACCCAUCUUCUUAAUAAACUUUGCAGAAAGUCGCCAGGUAAGACUUUGGGGCCAGUGUUUCCAUCGCCAGCAGUUCUAACCCAAAGAGAUCCCCUAGUUAAAUUAGCCAGCAACUCUAAACUGUAUGGUGUGCAUAUAUACUGAAGAGAAGGGGCCUUGCUUCAAUUUUGUCUCGUCUGCCUGCUCCAGAGAUCCAGCUGUAGAGUGCUUUCUGUUCUGAAAUCAUCUUCUGCUUUUUCUUUUCUCUAUGCAAACAGGCAGGCUUAAGCCUGGCCUAGCUUUGGGGAAGCGGAAACACGAGGUAAGGCAUGGCUGGGUCCCUGAAAAUUGGGGAAUGGGGGUGGGGGUCCAAUGCCGCUUCAAAUUAUUGCAAUUCCAGGAAGGUGGUGGAUUCUGAACCUCAUCCUGAGUCGCUUCUGAUGGCAGCACCGGGGUGGAAAUAACAGUUCUGCUUUAAUUACAUUUUUUGCAUCUCCUUUGCUUAGGAUUUGAAUCAAUAAUUUGUAGCUGAGAUACCUCAGCUGAGAUACCAGGGAACAGGAAGGCACUGUUUGGAAAAGCUCUGCUUUCAGAGCAAAUUCCUACUGUUUCAGUUUAAUGCAAAAGUGGGAGCUGAAGAAAUUGGCAAUGCUAAUCGUUGGCUGUUAUAAGCCAAGUCUAAGGUAAAGGGUCCCCUGACCAUUAGGUCUAGUUGUGGCCGACUCUGGGGUUGCGGCGCUCAUCUCACUUUAUUGGCCGAGGGAGCUGGCGUACAGCUUCCGGGUCAUGUGGCCAGCAUGGCUAAGCCGCUUCUGGUGAACCAGAGCAGCACACGGAAACACCGUUUACCUUCCCGCUGGAGGGGUACCUAUUUAUCUACUUGCACUUUGAUGUGCUUUUGAACUGCUAGGUUGGCAGGAGCAGGGACCGAGCAACGGGAGCUCACCCCGUCGUGGGGAUUCGAACCGCAGACCUUCUGAUCGGCAAGUCCUUGACUCUGUGGUUUAACCCACAGCGCCACCCGCAUCCCUAAGCCAAGUCUAGUGCACUGAAAUUGGUUGAAGCAUGUACCGUUGUGGCUUCUUGCAAAAAAUGAAAUGCAAUUCUACUGAGGUUUUCAGCACUCCUGCAGUAUGCAGAGCUCCUGGGUGGAAGUGAUUGGUUUGAGUUAUGUGCCAUAUAUGCACGAAGGGCUCACAUGUGUUCUCACUACCAGACUCCAGUUUGGGCCCUCUCUGGUCAGGGAUGACAAUGUUAACAGAGUCCAGGUACCUCUGGGUCCUUCAGCCUGAUUCAUACCUGAAUCCUGUGAUUGAUUGGUAUGUGAUAAACAAGGCAGGUCCAUUGCCACAUGAAGGCAGCAUUGCCUCAACUUUGGGUUUUGUGCUGUUUAGAUGGAGAGCUGUUUGGUUUGAAAGCCUGGUUCACGCUCAGCCCAAACCAUCACAGAAUCACAGCAGAGAACCGGCAACAGGAGUUAGUAAUCCAACUGGGUACUUAAAGGAUAAGCGGUCUGGGAGUGGCACAAAAACUCUCAGGGGAUGCAUACAGCCAUCUCUGCUUAAGACAAUGGGAGCUGGGAGUCCCAGCAUCCAUAAGCCGUGAUGACUUGGGCUAACGAGAGUCAGGAGUCCAACAACUGAGGCAGCCCAGGCUAGAGAAAGAGGAUGUGAUGUGCUGUUUACAUAUCACACCUGUUGUGCUAUACUUGAAGCAAAUGGCAGGUGGCCUCUAUGCAUCCCACAAUGAUCCCGGGUCCAUGUUUAGGGAAGUUUUUAAUGUUUAAUAGACCACUGUAUUUUAAUACUUUGUUGGAAGCUGCCCAGAGUGAUUGGGGAGACCCAGCCAGAUUGGGGGGGGGGUAUAAAUAAUAUAUUAUUAUUAUUAUUAUUAUUAUUAUUAUUAUUUGGACGAGUUGGGGGGGGCGGGGAUAUGUCCCUUGUAGCCUGCAGUGCCUUACCUGCAUGUACCACAGAGAUUCAGUUUGUGCUGGAGGAGGCAUAUGUUCACGUUGUCUAAACAAGCAUGCCUAAAACUGGGUCUUGACCAGCUGUAUGGUGCUCUGAUGUUUGUUGUCUUUGUGAUAAAUGGCUCUUUUGAACACCGAGGAGAGCAUUCAUCUGAUAAACUUUGGAGCUUUGGAACCAGGGGAGGGGUGCCUGGCUCUUGCACCCAGACAAAUAAUAGGGCAUUCAGGUCUUCUUACUGGUGGGUCCAUCUCUAUAGGUGGAAGCUGGGUGAGGAAAGAAUAUCAACAUUGCUGCUUCUCCUCCUAAUGAAAGCCUCCUGCUUCUUGACAGAUCCGAAGAGCAUUCCGUAGCAUCCGGAACACUCUCCCGGAGAUCACCUACGUCUUCCUGCUGUUUAUGUUCAGUGUCCUGAUGUUUUCUCUCAUGGCUUUGAAGCUGUUUGGGGACAGGUAAGGGGACCGUCCUCCUCCCUCUCUUACUCUGAACCCAGAGGCUGCCUCACCUGCAAGGGAAUGUCAGGAAAUAUCUCCUCCACCACCAAGAAUCUCCUCUACCGGCCCUGAGAAUAUUCAGCAAAAUGGUACCCUCAGUUUUGCUGCCUGGAAGUUAAGGUGGUUUGGUGUUUUGUAGGAAGGUGUAUUUUGGCUAGCUUCCUUUGCUCCACGGUCAAAGCAACUACUCUAUUCCGAACUUAAAAAUGGAAAGCGUAAUGCUGGUGGUCAACAAAAGAGGUUUUAAGACUGUCUCAAGGCAAAUCUAAAAAAAUGUAGUAUAAACACCGACAACUGGGAAACAGUGGCCUACGAGCGCUCCAGUUGGAGAACAGCCUUUACCAAAGGUGUCAUGGGCUUUGAAGACACUCGAACCCAGGAUGCAAGGGAGAAACGUGCUAAGAGGAAGGCAUGCUUGGCAAAUCCACACCGUGAUCAACUCCCGGCCAGAAACCUAUGUCCCCACUGUGGAAGGACGUGUGGAUCCAGAAUUGGCCUCCACAGUCACUUAUGGACUCACUGUUAAAAGUGUGUUUAUGGAAGACAAUCUUACUCAGCUACAAGUGAUUGCCAAAGAAGAAGAAGAUAUCUCGUAUGGCACACCAGUGGAAAAAGAGCCAAAAAUGGAUCUGAAAAACCACCCUUGAGCCAUGUUAUUUAGCUUACAGCCUCUUGAGCACAUUGCUUGAAAUUCACGUUGGCAUCUUCUGUGACUCUGUUUCCCUCUCCUCUUUUCUUCAAGGAAUCUGAAGACUGUGGAAGGCUUGCCGUAUUUUUCAAAUUACCUUGAAAUCGUCUUUGACAUGUAUGUGCUGGUCACCACAGCAAAUAGCCCCGAUGUCAUGUAAGUAUCUGCCUUGAUCUCCACAUGCUUUUAAUUUUUCUUGUUGAGCUGUAGUAAUGGGAUGUUUUCCUAGUGUAAGAGGGACGUCAGCACCACCUUGGUGACGUAACAAUCUACCGUACUUUUCUGUCUAUAAGAUGCCCCCAUGCAUAAGACGCCCUCUAUUUUGGAGGGCUCAAAUUUAAGAAAAUGGGGGGAGAUGGUACAGAGUUGUGGAGUUUUUUUUGUGGAGGAUUGCCCAGAGUUGUGGAGCUUGCAGGGCAGGGUAUGCUCACGAUUGUUGAGCAAAGUUUUUUUGGGGUGGGCGGAGAUGCCAAACCGAAUAUCACUCACCCAACUGGCAAACGCUAACAAUCGCAAGCAAGGAAGCCAAAUUGCUGAAGCAGCAGCCAAUCCAAAGCAGCCCUUUACACAUCCACAAAUAACUCGCCCACCUGACAAAGCAGCAGCCAAUCCAAAGCAGCCCUUGCCGCAUCCGCUAAUAACCCACCCAUUUGACAAAGCAGCAGCCAAUCCAAAGCAACCCUUGCAGCAGACACCAUUCACCCACUCAAUCACUAGAUCCUGCUCGCGGAUGCAACCAAUCGCCCAUCCCCCCUUCUGCUCUACCCAUGUAUAAGACGAUCCCCUCCCCCAUUUUUACUUUAUUUUGGAGUAAAAAACCCUCGUCUAAUACACGGAAGAGUACGGUAUUUUUCAGAAAGGCACAAUCCACUGUUCAAUGGCCGAUGGGUGAGCCCAGGACAGCUUACAAAGUUUGUUAGUUUAUAUAAAUCCAAAUAUCGCAAAACUGCUAAAUAUUAUCUACACAGCAGACGAGUAUAGAAUCGGUUAGUUCCGAGGCUUUUCUUACUUUCUCGGUGGUGAUGCUACUCCUAUCUUGUAGGAUGCCGGCUUAUGACUUCAGCUGGUGGUACUGCCUGUUUUUCAUAGUCUAUGUUAUUAUCAACACCUACAUCUUCAUGUCAGUCUUCCUGGCUGUUGUGUACAACAAUUACAGAAAACACUUAAAGGUAAGCCCCGCUGAGGAAGGGAUAAGAGAUAAGUUGCAAUUUUAGCUGAAUCUGGGGGAAACCGCUUGAAGCAUAUCUGUUGUGUUGAGCUAUUUCAACAGCUUCUCUUCAGUUUUCUCAUUGCAAACAGCUGAAAGUCUGUAAAUCUUGAUAAUAAACCCAAUUUGCAAUGGGGGUUGAGUAGGACUGGGGGAAAGACCCCUAUGCCUGACACCCCGGAGAGCUGCUGCCGGUCAGGGCAGACAGUACUAAGCCGGGUGUUCCUCUUAAGUGUGUGUGUGUGUGUAUAUAUAUAUAUAUAUAUAUAUAUAUAUAUUCCCACAGGGACGCGGGUGGCACUGUGGGUUAAACCACAGAGCCUAGGACUUGCCAAUCAGAAGGUUGGCGGUUUGAAUCCCCGUGACGGGAUGAGCUCCCGUUGCUCGGUCCCUGCUCCUUCCCACCUAGCAGUUCGAAAGUACGUCAAAGCGCAAGUAGAUAAAUAGGUACCGCUCCGGUAGGAAGGUAAACGGCGUUUCUGUGCGCUGCUCUGGUUCGCCAGAAGCAGCUUAGUCAUGCUGGCCAAGCUGUACGCCGGCUCCCUCGCCAAUAAAGCGAGAUGAGUACCGCAACCCCAGAGUCGGCCACGACGGGACCUAAUGGUCAGGGGUCCCAUUACCCUUUACCUUUAUAUUUUCCCACAGAAUGAGAUCCGCAAACUUGCUUACAUGAAACGCCGCAAGAUGAUAGAAGCCUUCAACCUCCUGAAGGUGAAGGAGGAAGCAGAGUUUGUCGUCAAAGAAGACCGCUGGAAGCGGCUUGUGAAACUGGUGGCUCCCGACAUCAGCACAUCCCACCGAGAGCUCUUGCUGCGAAUAUGUGACGAAGAGCAGAAGGGCUUUGUGGGUGGGUAACAGCAGACUCAAGCAGUGUGGCUGGGAGAUGAGCUUGCCAGGGCAGAUGAGAGGGAGGGAAGGACAGGCGAAGGGGGUGGACUUUGGCAAUAUGGCACCCUGAGCAAGGACAAAAUUUGGCGUCUCCUCCAACAGUAUUCCUUAUUUUCAUGCCCUCCUCCCUCUUAACUUCCAUUCUGCGCAUGCUUUCAAGUGCACUAUGCCCUAGUUGCAGCAGCUCAAUCGCCCAUCUGACCAGGGCCUAACUUUGAGUAGGUGUCAGGAGCUCGGCCUACACUCGAGUUGGACCCUGGCAGAGACACAUGCCCGACUGGCAUGUUCUCUCCCUCCUGGUCUUUUGUUCGGGAGCUUUUGGAAUAAUUAAUUUUCAGAGUAGUUUUUACAGUUAUAUCAAAAAUUACUGAUUUGGUUAUACUAUUAGAAAUACACUGACAUAUAAUUAUGAAAUUAUUGUGAGGUUUAAUAAGUUAACAGUUUAUAUUUGGACAACUUAUCUGCUGUACUUUGUUGGAAGGAGAAAAACAAUCAUUUCCUUAAUAACAAUUUAAACAAUUUAUUUAACUAAAACAAUAACAUUAUAGCAUAUGUAUGCAUGUUUGUUAACUGAUGUGGUUAAACGAUUUUUUAAAAUUAACAACAACAACCUUAGACUGAGUUUUAGCACACAUGAAUAACUUAAAACAAAUCCUUAUUUCCUGAUGAAUAGCCUUUGGACAAUAAUGUAACUUAAAUAGAAAACUACCUUUAGAAAGAUUUUUCCUCCAUAAGUGUUUUAUUUUAAAUUUUAAAAAUCCAAUUUAAUUUUUAAAAAAUCAAUUUUUUUAAAUUUAUUUUUUAAAUAAUUGAUUUUUAUCCACCCUGAUAUUCAGUUAAUCUUCAGCUGCCUUUACUUUUCUCUUAUGCACAUCUGGCGAGAAGACCUGGCCAGAUCCAGAUUGCUGCUCUUCUCCUGUAGGUUUAUGUGUGGGGCUUGUCUGAAUUGCUGAGUAUUAGCCUAAGCAGCUUCUAAAUGAGUCCCUCCCAGCCUUACUGGCAUUAUUUUCUCUUUAUGGCAGACAAAAAAUCCUUUGUGCGUCUGGCUGAUCUUUUGAAUAUACAAGUGAUCACCAUGAAGCUCCACAGCCACCCCCUGGAAGUCUGGAUUCACCAAGUGUACAACUCUGCUCCUAGCCUCCUCCUACGCAAGAUGGUUCAGCACAAGUAAGUCUGAAUCGCUUGCCUUUCCAACAAAGGGCUUCAGGUGCUUACAGUAUUUUAAUAUUUUGUUGGAAGCCGCCCGGAGUGGCUGGGGAGGCCCAGCCAGAUGGGCGGGGUAGAAAUAAUAAUAAUAAUAAUAAUAAUAAUAAUAAUAAUAAUAAUUAUUAUUAUUAUUAUUAUUAUUCAGGUGACCCUGAGCAAAUGCUCUCACCUGCCCACGGGGCCAUUUUGGAUGGUACAUGUGGCUGGACUGUAGUAGUAUGGGUUUUGGGGAUAAAUUUAUUCGAAACGAACAAGUUUGGUUGGUAAUUAACCCAGCGAACAUCUCCCACAGGGUAUUUGUUUGGAUGUAUGAUGUCAUCAUACUCAUCAACGCCGUCUUCAUUGCAUUGGAUGAGGAGAACCCCCUCAUUUCCUACGCAGAGUGGGUGUUCCUCAGUCUUUAUAUCGUUGAGAUUCUUCUGAAAUUGUACACCUAUGAACCCAGAACCUUUUUUGCAAGGAACCAGUUCUGGAACUGGUAAGUAAAUUCUUUUAUUUUUCUCCCUCCGCGUUAUGAUGAAGGUAGUAGUUUCUCGUUCUCCUAUAUUGACUGGCUCUCCAAGAUUUCCAGACAUUUCCAGCAUUACUUGGAGAGGCCAGGGAUGGAACUUGUGACCUUCUGAUUUCCAGCAGCCAAACUACAGUUCACAUGAUUCUUUGAGGGAAGCCAUGACUGGUAUCCCACAGUGCACAUAGCUGAACUCUGGAAUUUGCUCUUACAAGAAGUAGCAAUGGCUACUUGGAUGACUUAUUAUUAUUAUUAUCAACAACAACAAUAAUAAAUUUAUUAUUUAUACCCCGCCCAUCUGGCUGGGUUUCCCCAGGCACUCUGGGCAGCUCCCAGCAGAAUAUUAUUAUUAAUAAUAAUAAAGCGAUAAAACAUCAAACAUUAAAAACUUCCCUUUAGAUGUCUUCUAAAAGUCAGAUAGUUGUUUAUUUCCUUGACAUCUGAUGGGAGGGUGUUUCACAGGGAGGGUGCCACUACCGAGAAGGCCCUUUGCCUGAUUCCCUUUAACCUCACUUCUUGCAGUGAGGGAACUGCCAGAAGGCCCUCGGAGCUGGACCUCCAAGGUCCAGAUGAGACACAUUCAGGGACAGAAUAAGGCUGUGUCCUGCCUCCACUACCGGAGAGAUAGUAUGCUUCUGAAUGCUAGUUGCUGGAGAUUGCAGAUGGGGAAAGUGCUCAGCUCCUUCCUGCAGGAUCUGGUUGGCCACUGUGAGAACAGGACACUUGACAAGAUGGGCCUUUGGCCGGACCCCACAGGACUCCGAGGUUCUCACAGGUGACAUGAAAGUCAUGGGAGAUUAGACCAGCCUCUUCACCAAGCUGGAGCUCUCCAGAUGUUUUGUACUGUAAUACUGGCUGGGGCUGAUGCAGCUGUCAUCUGUAGGGUGCACUAGGUUGGCGAAGGCUGGUGGAGAUUGUAAUGGGCAGAUGACUUAAAGUCACACUACAGUGGUACCUCAGGUUAAGAACUUAAUUCAUUCUGGAGGUCUGUUCUUAACCUGAAACUGGUCUUAACCUGAGGUACCACUUUAGCUAAUGGGGCCUCCUGCUGCCGCCGUGCCUCUGGCGUGCAGUUUCUGUUCUCAUCCUGAGGUAAAGUUCUUAACCUGAGGUACUAUUUCUGGGUUAGCGGAGUCUGUAACCUGAAGCGUCUGUAACCUGAAGCGUCUGUAACCCGAGGUAGCACUGUAGUCCAAUUGUAGUUGCGGGUACCUGAAAUGCAAGUCAAGCCCACAGGGUCCCCAGAUGGACCCUAUCCACCACUCUUGGGUCAUGCUGUGUGGAAUGUGGUUUGUGUGAGCAUCAUGGCGGAGCAGUUGUGUAGUGUAUAAUAGUCAGGAGAAGCACAUCAGGAGUUAUUCACACCAACGGAAUAAUAACAAGUGGCUGGGGAAACACGUUUGAUUUCUUUGUGGAAAGGCCCUAUGCAUCUUUUGAAAUUACAUGGGAAAUUGGAAUUAAUUUUGUAAACCAGCUAGGUGAUGUUGCAAGCCUCCGUUCUUCUCACAGCAUCCCAGAGCAAUAUACGUCUGUAACGCAAGGUACCAAGUGUCUUUCCCAUCCUUUCUAGGUUUGAUACUUCUAUCAUUCUUGCUGCCUUGAUUGCAACUGUACUCAACACUACCCUUAAAUCAGGUAAGUCUGUGUGUUUCUCCCUUGCAAGGUUAUGCAGCAGGUGAGAUGAAAACACUUCUCCAUUUCCAAUAUGGUUUCAUGUCUCUUGUGACCAUUGGUGCAUCAAGGAACAGAUAAGGCAAAACUUGAGGGUCCUUUGUGAAACUUCCAUGGCCUUGGCUGGGUUGUAAUGCUGGCUCGUGGUAAUGUUAAACCAUGGAUUACCCUGAUAGAAACAAGCCUAGUCUCCCUCCAUGCUCACAAACUCAUUCUUCUCCAGCGCAGCUGCAAGGAGGAGAUGCAGAGCUUCUGCUUCUUUUUUUAUAUGGGUUGCAGGUUAGCAUCAACCACAGUGGUGUGGAGAUAUUCCUAACCAUGGUUUGUUAAAACAAGCUAGCAUGACAAAACACAGCUGGAAGAGAAAGCUCCCAAACUUAAGGACACAGAGUAAAUGAGCCUUAAGUUCACUGAAGCUCCUUGUUCUCAAGAUAAGCCCAGCUUUCCCCCAUCAGAAUGACCUAUGGCUUAUGAUGUCCAAGUAUGAGGAUAACGUUAGUUUUCUUGUGUGCUUUUCCUCAUCCCCUCUUCUUUUUUUCCAGUGACCGUAUACAACAGCCAGCAAGUAUUGGACAUUGUUUUUAUCCUGAGAGUUCUUCGACUCAUAAGAAUCAUAGACAGUAUACAACGGUAAAAUAACCGGGUUUUAAGAGCUUUUAAAAGCUGUAAGAGCUAUAAAGUCAUGUUCUCUAGUGAGUUAAGUUGUUGGGUAUUAGUUUGCAGAGUAUGCUGACUGUGGUUUGUGAAUCUGCUUAGACAAUAGACGUAACCUGUUGCAACCAUACACAGGCUGCAUCUACAGAUACAAAAAUAAUGCUUUCUUUUAAAAAAAGUUUAAAAAUAUAUAUGGUGUUUGCCAUUAGCUCAGCAGCGCCAUCUAGUGUCACAUUUAUAUAAUGCACUUAAAACGUUAUAUCUGCAGCUGUAUAGCUGAGUCCACAGAUAAGUAGGUGCUUGUAAAGUAAAAAACAACAACAAUGUACUAACAAGUAUAUAACUUGGAUAGAAAAAUUUCUAGUUCCAAGCUAGCUAAGCUAGAGAAGACAAAGGCAGCCUUUUUCCUUUGUUCUCAAAGGAUAGAUUGAAUGUGACAGCUCAUAUUUAGAUCCCAAGAGAGAAGGGAGAGGGGAGGAAGUUGUAAACAGGAUGCAAAUUAAGAUGCAUCAGUCUAAACUUUAAAGGAUAGGGAGAUCAGCACAGAGGCCAAAGGUACAAAGACAGUCUCAGAAUCUGGAGCUCCCUGGCUCUGUUUUAUGCCUAUGCAGACCCCUUUCUGCAAUGUCUCCUUUUUUGGUAUUUAAUUAACCAGUGACACCUGAAAGGCCCAUCCCAUCCAAACUCAGUUUUCAUACACUGUUUUCUUCUAGGUUCCGGGUCAUCAUGACUACGCUAAUAAACAUUGUACCUACCAUGCUGACCUUUGGUGGACUGGCUUUGGUGAGCAUCACCUUUUUAAAAUUCCUCCUCAUCCUCCUCGUUUUCAUAAAUCUGCAGGGGCUUUGGGCUAGUUUGCACACAAGACAGGAUUCAACCAAGCUGCUGUGUGUGUGUGUGUGUGUGUGUGUGUGUGUGUGGAAUGAGGUACGUUUGUGCAGUGGGACUGUCCUCCCCGCUUCCCAAACUCAAAGCUUGUACAGCCUCAGUCAUAUCUAGAAAUCACUCUCAACAGCAUUAUACAUUUGCAGAUGAUUCCUAGGAGCAGGAUGAUUUUCCAAAUAAAAAGGUAAAGGGACCCCUGACCAUUAGGUCCAGUCAUGGCCGACUCUGGGGUUGCAUCGCUCAUCUUGCUUUAUUGGCCAAGGGAGCCGGCAUACAGCUUCCGGGUCAUGUGGCCAGCAUGACUAAGCCACUUCUGGCGAACCAGAGCAGCGCACGGAAACGCCAUUUACCUUCCCGCCAGAGCGGUACCUAUUUAUCUACUUGCACUUGACGUGCUUUCGAACUGCUAGGUUGGCAGGAGCAGGGACCGAGGAACGGAAGCUCACCCCGUCGCGGGGAUUCGAACUGCCGACCUUCUGAUUGGCAAGUCCUAGAGAAGUGUCCAAAUAACCUUGUUUGAUCAGUAUAUCUACUAAUUCCUGGCCCACUUGUGGCACGUUUAACAGGAGACUUUCAGACAGGGCUGGUCCACCCAUGAGACAAGGUGACCACCUCGGGAGACCAGAUCCACUGGGGCAAUAUUGACAGCCCCCAGCUCACUGUGCUGCCUCUGCUGUGGCCUCUUGGCAAAUAAGAGGCGCUACAGGUCCCGUUCCUAGGGAGGAAAUGGCAGGGGCUUCUGGGUUCUGCAUCCACCAAGCAUGAUUGAAUGGGCCCCUUUCCCCACCCCCCUCCACCGGCCCGACAGCCUUUGAUUCCAGCUUCAACCAGGUGUUAACGUUGAUUUGAUUUCCCUUCCCUUGUUCCCAAUGUAAAUCUUCACUCCCCCUGUGUUCACUGACAAGUAGAUACCCUCAUUUUCCCCAUUAGGUGGUGUAUUACGUGUUUUCCAUCAUCGGAAUGGAAAUCUUCCAUGGGAGGGUCCAGUUCUUCGGUGGAAACAGCACUGUGCAACAUGCCCUCUACUGCGGAAACCCCGCUCUGAAAGACACCACCUUUGCUCGGGCCAAAUAUUGCAAGAAUAACUUCAAUGACAUUGCGUCGUCUUUCGUCGUCCUAAUGGAAUUAACUGUCGUCAACCAAUGGCAUGAUAUCCUUUGUAAAGUAGCAUGGUUUUUUAAAAAAAUGCUUUGGAAGGGAGUACAAAGCCGCCAAGGACUUCCUAUCCUUUGGCAAAGCUGCACACUAUAAUAACAACAACAACAACAGCAACAAAACAACAACAACAAUAAUAAUUUUAUUAUUUCUACCCUGCCCAUCUGGCUAGGUUUCCCCAGCCACUCUGGGCGGCUUCCAACAAAAGGUUAAAAAUACAUUAAAACAUCAGUCAUUAAAAACUUCCCUAAACAGGGCUGCCUUCAGAUGUCUUCUAAAUGUCAGAUAGUUGUUUAUUUCUUAGACAUCUAAUGGGAGGGCAUUCCACAGAUCUCAGUGUGCCAUGAGCAGAAUAGGCCAGCCCUACUGUUGGGUAACAGUGACCUGUCCCUAGUUCAAACUGGAACCAAUUGCUAGUCCAGGUGGCUCAGGCAUGCAGAAUAGCGAUUGGGGGGGAACCAUCCUGUCCUCCUCGGGUAGUGAAACAUUUUGGGCUAGCCCUGAUUACAGAGAGUCAUUUCCAGAACAAAUGCAUAUAUGCAAAAGUCGGUGUUAAAUCUCCUUGAAAGCAAUAGGAGUAAAAAUAUUCUCCUAUAAUAGUGUUGUUGUUUUUUUAAGGUUUGUAGUCUGUGCUGUGCAAGAGGCUUUCUCUAAUGCCCCAGGACUACUUCUUUCCAUUCACACUCAAAAUCUGAUCCAGUGGAUCCCCCCAGACCUCUGGAGCUGAUUUUGGGGGCUGUAGCGGAGAGCAAAUGCAGGGGAGAGCUUUAUUGUACCAGCAGAAGCCCCUCUUCCCAAGUGCAACAGCAGCAAUUGGAUACAACCCUAAAUGUUAAUUACCAUUUGGGAAGGUUCAGUGAUCAAUGGCAAACUUCUAACAAUUAUUUCUGCAGCUUCUCUUAUGUCACGGACAUAAUGGUCCUAGCACUUGUACCUGGUCAGGCUACACACAUCUUUGGGUAAUCAGAAGUUUACUUUCUAGAACACAUUUUUUGUUUCUCUGUCCAAAAAAUGGGGGUGUCAGCUAGAUACAUUUAUGCAUGUGUUUCCAAAUUCCUUCCCCCUUUUUUUUUUGCAAGGAGAGGAGCUAUUCUGUUUCUAUGAAGCUGCUUUUUAAAUUGUGAGGCAGGCCUUCUGCAGAAGCCUACGAUAUAGCAUAGAGGAAUGCUUUUGCAGAAAGAUUUCUGAAAGGGGGGAGAAUAAUGAGAGGCACUGGUAUAAACAGACAUGGUGGGCACUUUAGAUCCAUGCCAUCAGUGAAUGUUGCUAGCGAAUGCAGGUAAAGGUAAAGGGACCCCUGACCAUUAGGUCCAGUUGUUGCCGACUCUGGGGUUGCGGCGCUCAUCUCGCUUUAUUGGCCAAAGGAGCCGGCGUACAGCUUCCGGGUCAUGUGGCCAGCACACGGCGAACCAGAGCAGCACACUGAAACGUUGUUUACCUUCCUGCUGGAGCGGUACCUAUUUAUCUACUUGCAUUUUGAACUGCUAGGUUGGCAGGAGCAGGGACCGAGCAACGGGAGCUCACCCCGUCACAGGGAUUCGAACCGCUGACCUUCCGAUUGGCAAGCCCUAGGCUCAGUGGUUUAGACCACAGCGCCACCCGCGUCCCUUGAGAAUGCAGUUAGCCAAGUUCAAAUGGCUAAAAGCUUGAGGGAUGGGGUGAAUUAUGGAAUUUGCUCCCAUGAGAGAGGUAGAAAUGGCCACUGACCUGGAUGGCUUUAAAAGAGGAAUAGGGAAAAGCUGCGUUCUACCUCCACAGCUGGAGGCAGUAUGCCUCUGAAUGCUCGCUGCUGGGAAUCACAGGUGGGGAAAAGAACUUAGGUCCUGCUUCUAGGCUUCCCAUAGUCAUCUGACUGGGCCACUCUGAGAACAGGACACUGGGGAAGAAUGGCCAUUGGUCUGGUCCAGCAGGCUCUUCCUACAUUCCUAACUGGAGCCUAACUUGGCAGAUGGGUGGUUAGUAAGCAUACAUAUGGCAAACUUCCUUUUAUAGUCCUUAACUUUCUACUCCUCGCCAAUGGAUUUGCCCUUGUGACUCACGAGGCAGCAAAGCUGUACUUCAUCACCUUUCAUAUUGUCGUGGUCAUUAUGAUCAUUAAGUAAGUCCAGUGGGUUCCUGCGCCUUCUUCCUGGGGAUAGAGGUGGGGGCAUUGGGUUGUAUUCAACCAGAGUCCUGUUCCAAGUAGGACCAGUGAAGCAAAUGAACAUCAGUUAGUCCUAGCAAGAGUAGAACCACUGAUGCUGAUGGACAUGACAAGCGUGAUAUCAGACUCAUUCUGCUUAUAUUUAAUGUUCCAAAUGUGUGUGCGGUUGCAAGCAGAGUAACACUGAUGCUCUGAAAAUCCAGUGGGAUUAAGGUACGGCAUAAACAUCUGUCCUCUUCUGUUCUAGGUGAAGAAACUGGGUUUGUGUGUUCAUAGUGAUGGGCUGCUUUGGGGGGAAAGUGGGGUAUGAAUUUAAUAAAUAAAAUAAUUAAAAUAGGAAAAAAGUCUAUGGUGUGUUGAUGGUGCCAACUGCCACAUGGACGGAUGAGGUAGAGGGGGAGAAAGGAUUGUUUUUGAGGUGCAUUGUUUCCAUGUGUCAACUUUUGAUUUUUAGCAUCUUUAUAGCAUUUAUUCUGGAAGCUUUCUUUGUGGAGUAUUCCCUUGAAAAGAGCGAAGUGGAAACUGCCAUUGAGAAGAAAAUCCAAGAACUUGGUGUGGGCAUUCAGGAGUAAGUUAACCAAGGACAGAAUAACAUCUCCCUUCCGGUCCCAUAUACAUGGCCCAAUGAAUGAUGGCUGAGGGAUGCUUGAUUUGUAUGGACUUGAGCAGCUGCCACCUGCAAAAACGGAUGCUUCAGUUAUAACUUCUGUGGCCACUUGGCUGAAUGUAUUUACAAUGGAUCCACUUUCCCUUCAAUGGUGGUCCAGAUGUUGUACUACAACUCCCAUUGGCCUUUCUGGCAGAGGUUGAUGGGAGUAGUAGUCCACCAAAGUCUAGAAGGCACCCUCAGAUGUCCACUCAUGAACUGCAAUUCUUAAUAACUUUUGUAUCUAACUGCUGUCAUUGUUUGGUCAUGUAAACUGAUUCUUUAGUUUUAAGAAUUGGAACAACCUGUCAGCUUAUUAUAUAGAGAGAGAAUGAAUGAAUGAAUGAGUAGGGUAGGAGAGCUAAAAAAUGCCAAUAUAUUUCACAUCUGGCAACCCAUGUGCCCCUUUGGUUUUGUGCUUAGUUUGUUUCUACUACAUUAUGAAGUCUCAAUUUAUUUUAAAAAAUGAAACAAAAGAGGUGCAGGGCACCUGGCUGCUGUAGACCCCAGAUCUAUUUUAAACAUUUACCUGAGAAUAAGCCCCACUGAAUUCAUUAGGACUUUAUUGUUUAGCCCUGCUGAGGAUUGCAGCCUUCAAGAAGAAAAUUGCAUUUCCAGUAAAAAGCUAUGCACCUAACAGGAAAAGCAUGAUCUGCAGCCCUGUAUGGAAUGUAUUGAGAAGGCAGGUGCUUAUAGUUUUUGUGGUUUUUUUUUUUUUUUUUAAGGGAUGAACUACUAGAAGGUCAACUGAUAGACAACAUGGAAACCAGUGAAAAUGACCUUGGAGGUGAAGAGGGAGCAGCAACAAAGAAGAAACCGAAAGGACUGAUGUUUAAAGUUGCUUCCAAAAGUGAGUGUGCUGUCAAACUUUUUAAAGGGUUGCUGCUGAAUGUUUAGCAUGGAACUUGAGUGAAUGCCGCGGCGAGACUCCUUAUGGGGUCCUCACCGCGGGAUCACAUUCACCCGGUGCUAUACCAGCUGCACUGGCUCCUGGUGGAGUACAGGAUCAGGUUUAAGGUGCUGGUUUUAAUCUUUAAAGCCCUAUACGGCCUAGGACCCUCGUACCUACGGGACCGCCUCUCCUGGUAUGUCCCACGGAGGACUUUACAGUCUUCCAACGAAAACAUCUUGGAGGUCCCGGGCCACAGGGAGGUUAGGCUGGCCUCAGCCAGAGCCAGGGCUUUUUCGGCCGUGGCUCCAAUCUGGUGGAACACUCUGUCACAAGAGACAAGGGCCCUGUGGGACUUGACAUCUUUCCGCAGGGCCUGCAAGACAGAGCUGUUCCACCAGGCCUUUGGCCAAGGCACAGUCUGACCCCCUCCUUUGGUAAUCCUCACAGAACUCUAGCCCAAUGGUUGCCAUUAAUUUGAUUUUGAAUUGAUUUUAAAAUGAAUUGAUUUUAGAAUGCUGUGUUACUUUUAUUGUUGUUAGCCGCUCUGAGCCUGGCUUUGGCUGGGGAGGGCGGGAUAUAAAUAAAUUUUUAUUAUUAUUUUCCAAGACAUGAGUGUGUUAAUACGCUGAUAAAGAUGAAGUCCUAUUGACCCAAGGGUCAGACUAGGCUGCUGAGAGAGGUCAAAGUGGUAUCCGUUUUACAUGGUGUCAAGUGCAUUUGUACUGUGGUGCUCAAAGAAGCUUUGAGCUUCUCUGUCACUGGAAAUUAACAUUCUUCAGCUUUUUGUCCCCAGGAUACAGGACAGUUGAUGCUUUACUUCAACGCAUGUUUGAAGCAGAGAUACCUCCGGAAGAAGAAGGCCCUUCACUGGAGCAGAUCUUAAACCUUUCACCGGAUGACACUUACCUGAAGAACCCUACCUUCAACAGUGCCGUAUAACUGGAAGUUGUUUUUCAGGUGGCUCCCUAACUGAGCUACCACAUGCAGAUAAGAGGUACUGAUGCUCUGCUCUCUAAUCCCUUCCUCCAAUGAACAGAGCAUCCCACAGUGCUAUUUUUUUAAAGUGUAUAAAAUCAUGAAAAUUGCAGUAUUUUUUAUAAAGGGAAAAAAAGCACAUUGAAUGUGUCUAAAAUACUUGACUCUCUCCAAAGAUACUUAGCAUGCUAUCUAAAUACAUAGUACUAAAACCUGUAUGAAAUGUCUAAUAUUUACCUCUGUAACCUGUUUUGAUACAGUAAUGCUUUUCCUUGGGUGCAUUAUCAACCAUUGUGGGGUAAACCAAUAAAAAGGUUAUAAAGAGAAGACUGUUUCUAUCUCUCCUCUUUUUCCUGCCUAUUAUCCUGAUGAAUCUUUAAAGCAAGGAGAACGGAAACAAAUGGAUUUUGUCUUGUGGCCUGGUUUAAAAAUGCUACAUCUUUGCGCAAACUGAUACCUAACAGGUAAAGAGUGCUUAAAAGCGGCGAUCUCUGGGCCGUGUUUGGCAAAGUUAAUUAUCGGAAGAUAUUAGCAGCCAAAAUUCAAAUGUCAGAGUUGACACCAGUUUGAAGGCUGGUUCAUAUGGGUGAGGCAGCUGCCUCUUAAGUCAUGCAGAAGCAGAGCAGGCACAACCACUACCACCCUGCAGCUGGCAACGUGUGACAUAAGUCUUAAAGGCAUGCUUUCCCCCUGUUUAUGGGGAAAAGAUUGCGCAGAAGCCAUAAAUAUGAGCCAGCAGUAUGAUGCAGCUGCUAAAAAAGCAAAUGCAAUCAUAGAUUGUAUUAAUAGAAGGAGUGUUCACAUCACACGAGAGGCAAUAGUUCCACUGUUCUGUACAGCUCAGGUUGGAGGGCCAUAGAUUCCUGUCUUGAAGGUUGGACUAAACGACCUUCAGGGUCCUUUUGAAUUCCAGGAUACGUCGCAUGAUGCAGAGGAACAGAUUGUACCCUCUGCUCCAACACAGAGUUCUUCAUGCCAACUGCAUUUACUAAUUGAGCCACACUCAUGCUCCUGCUGCUAAUUUAUUAAAGAACAUUUUGUUGUUGAUCUUAGUAUUUUUAGCAACAUGCUCCCGCUUGUUUCUUUUGCUAAAGUUUCUGUAUAUAUUUGGACGAGGCUUCUAUAUUUUGAAGGAUGCCUUCUUGCCUCCAAUAGCUUUGACUGUUUGUUAACUAAACCAGCAUCCUCUUGGCCUUGCUGCUCCCUUCCUGAUCUGUGGUAUACACCCUAGUUGAACUUCUAAUAUUGUGCUUUGCAACAACUCCCAACUUCCUUUCUAAAAAAUCCCCCUUAUUUGGGGGCAGUUUGUCUUUUGAAGACAAAUGAAACCAUGUUAGAUUUUCUUAGCACCGUGGUCACUGUUCCCAUGUGCUCAAACAACACAUUCUGCGAGAAUCGCACUGCCAGGGGCAGGGAACUUUAAAGCAUUAAGAUCGGAAUGUGGAAAAUAUGAGAACAACAAGAAGACGGCAGUAAUGAAAAUAUUGGAGAUAUACUUCAGAGGUCCAGACUAUGGGAAGCCCGAAAAAUUAAUUUGGAUUGUAAUUUGGCUGUUUUUUUCUUUUAAGUAUUUUUAAUUGGAUUAUGAUUUGAUAGAUUUGUUAAUUGGAUGUUCUUAUUGGAAAACUAAUAAAAAUGAUUUAUUUUUAAAAAUGGUUU
Molecule: messenger RNA, 31710 nt
Organism: Podarcis lilfordi (Lilford's wall lizard)
Lineage: Eukaryota; Metazoa; Chordata; Lepidosauria; Squamata; Lacertidae
Source: the annotation of a GenBank genome assembly